GUUGUCCGCCUUCUCCUCGACCGUGGACCAGAUGUGAAUGCUCAGGGCGGUAAAUAUGGCAAUGCACUGCAGGCAGCAGCAGCAGUCGGGAGCGAGCCCAUUGUGCAUCUUCUUCUCGAGGGCGGGGCCGAGGUGAAUGCCCAGGCUGGCUUUUACGGCAAUGCACUACAAGCAGCAGCAGCAGCAGGGAAUGAGUCGGUAGUGCAGCUUCUGCUUGAGCAUCGGGCAGAGGUGAAUGCUGAAGGUGGCGAUUAUGGCAAUGCACUCCAGGCAGCUGUAUUUGCGGGGAACAGGUCAGUUGUGCAGCUUCUCCUCGACUAUGGAGCAUCAGUGAAUUACCAGGGUGGAAAGUAUGGUGAUGCACUGCGAAUAGCUACAAAUAUGGGGGAUUCAUCAGUUGUGCAGCUUCUCCUCAAGCACGGAGUAGAGGCUAACACUCAAAAUUAUGAUUACGUCAAUGCAUUGCAAGUCGCUGCGUUUGCGGGCAAUGAAUUGGUCGUGCGAAGCCUUCUUGAGAUCGGGGUUGACGUGAAUGCUCUGGGUGGUGAAUAUGGAAAUGCAUUACAAGCGGCCGUUCAGGUAGGGAAUGAAUCGAUUGUUCGCCUCCUCCUAGAGGGUGGGGCAGAGAUAAAUGCUCAGGGUGGCCAAUAUGGCAACGCAUUACAAGUAGCCGUUCAGACGAGGAAUGAAUCAAUUGUCCGCCUUCUCCUCGAGUGUGGGGCAGAUGUGAAUGCUCAGGGUCACCAAUAUGGAAAUGCACUACAGGCAGCUGCCCAGGCGGGGAAUAAAUCAGUUGUUCUCCUUCUCCUCGAGCAUGGAGUAGAGGUGAAUGCUCGGGGUGGCCGAUAUGGCAGUGCACUACAAGCAGCUGCUCAGGCGGGGAACAGAUCAGUUGUUCGCCUUCUCCUUCAGCACGGGGCAGACGUGAAUACUUUGGGCGGCCAAUAUAACAAUGCGCUACAAGCAGCUUCUCAGGCGGGGCACAGAUUAGUUCGCCUUCUUCUUCAGCAUAGGGCAGCGGUGAAUGCUCAGG
Tuber aestivum (summer truffle) is the source of this 1033-nucleotide messenger RNA. The record is from the annotation of a GenBank genome assembly. NCBI's taxonomy places the organism in Eukaryota, Fungi, Ascomycota, Pezizomycetes, Pezizales, Tuberaceae.